AUGAGGGGCACAGUCAGCUUUUCUCAAUUUUCCCUCUCCUCUCACCUUCCUCCCCAAUGUUCUUCCCUCCUCACUCACUUCAGUCUGUACAUGUUCAGCUUUACUCUACCCAAGCCAAAGCUUCUGCCCAUAAUUUUUCUUUCAGCUUUUUGUCUGUCUGUAAAUACUGCUCACAUCCGCCAAUCCAAUCUCGGCUCACAUCCGCCAAUCCAAUCUAGGCUCACAUCUGCCGACCCAUCUACCCCGGUUCACGUCCGUUGGCUCAUCUACCUUGUUCAUAUCUAUCUAUCUAUAUAUUUCCGUUCAUAUCUAUCUCCAUUUAUAUCUAUCUAUUUCCAUUCAUAUCUAUCAACCUAUCUAUUUCCGUUCAUAUCGAUCUAUCUAUCUAUUUCCGUUCAUAUCUAUCUAUCUAUCUCUCUAUCUAUCUAUCUCUCUAUCUAUUUCUGUUCAUAUCUAUCUAGUAUUAAUAUUCCAAUCACUCUCUCUCUCUCUCUCUCUCUCUCUCUCUCUCUCCUCUUUUCCCCUCCCUCUUUUUACUCUUCCACCCUCUCAGCUUCACUUCUCUUCCCCUCUCUUUUUCUUUAUUUGCUCUCUCAAUUUCUCUUCCUCCCACACUUUCCCUCUCUUUCCCAUCUCUUCUACUUCCCCCUCCUCCUUAGCUUUAUGGAGAAACCAUGUAAAACUUUCAUUAUCUGGACAAGAAUGAAUCUUCGUCCCAGCAACUCCCUACUUCUCCCUCAUCUGUCAUCUUCUCCAUAUUCAACGACUUCUCUCCUUUUUUUUGUUGCUGUCGUUGUGCUAUUUCUUUUAAUGUCUGGUGGAAUGCCAAGAAUUUGGCUUCCAUAA
Messenger RNA from Acanthosepion pharaonis, 846 nucleotides. Lineage: Eukaryota; Metazoa; Mollusca; Cephalopoda; Sepiida; Sepiidae. The record is from the annotation of a GenBank genome assembly.